Paramecium sonneborni is the source of this 861-nucleotide messenger RNA. The record is from the annotation of a GenBank genome assembly. Lineage: Eukaryota; Ciliophora; Oligohymenophorea; Peniculida; Parameciidae.
AUGCAAUUUAAGAUAAUUAAAGAAUACCAUUACAAAAAUAUGGAAAAUGAAUAACCAAAAAUUCCAACAGAUGUCACUGCAUUAGAAUAAAGAAAUAAUACUAAAUUUAUUUAAACAAGUUCUGAUCAAGAAUUAUUACGAGAUAUUGGAGUUAUUCCAUAAGUAUAACCGCUCACUAUAUUCAAUCAAAGACCUUAAGCUUAAAUUCAAAAUCGAUAGAAUCUUAAUUAAGUUGCUUAGAGUCUCAAUAAUAAUGAUUCACCUUUAAAUAAAAACAACAAAAAUAAUCAUUAAAAUAGUUCCUAUUAAUAGAUUCAAUUGCCUAAAAAUGCUAAUCCAUAAAGAAUAAAUAAUAUAGCUAGUGAUUCUUCUAAUUCUUAAUCUCAAUAAAAUAAUCAUAUAAUCAGACCUAGACCUUAUUAAGGUGUUUCUUAAUCAAGGCAUACUCGAUUAAGAGUGCCAGCAUUAUUUUGGACAUACUUAGCUUUAUUCUUUAUUAUUUUUGCAAUAGGAAUAUCAAUUUUUUCUACUUAGUCUGAUGAAAUUGCCAUUUUAGUUUUUGAAGUCUUUAUGUAAUUAUUUAUAUAAUUCCUAAGAAUGAUUUUAAAUUUAAUAUCUGGAUGUUAUUAUUACUCCAAAUCAACUGAUGAAUUAUUUAAUGAAGUCAAAUGUUUUAGAAUAUUUUUUUGUAUUCUUCUAGCAGAAUUACUUUUUUCUUUUAUCUAAUUUUUGAUAUGUUUGAUAAAAAAUAUUGGAUUUGCACUUUCAUUAAUUAAUGCUUUAUUCUUGUUCGCUUUCUUACUUGCUUUAUACUUUUUAAAAAAAAAGUUCAAAAAAGGGUAAUAUUAAACAUGGGGCUGA